This is a messenger RNA of Epinephelus lanceolatus (giant grouper), 1111 nucleotides long. RefSeq names its product ecto-ADP-ribosyltransferase 5-like. Gene Ontology annotation, molecular function: NAD+ poly-ADP-ribosyltransferase activity; NAD+-protein-arginine ADP-ribosyltransferase activity. The record is from RefSeq and is a predicted model, not a curated record. Lineage: Eukaryota; Metazoa; Chordata; Actinopteri; Perciformes; Serranidae.
CCCACCUGCAGUGAUGAAGGGUAACACGCUGACUUGUGCUACACUGUGUUUGUUCCUUUGCUGGAUGCUGCCUGUAGGCUCGAAGAAGAUCAGUUUUAUCGUCAGUCUACCAGAGGCAAACUCAGGCAUCCAAAUGAGCAUGGUUGAAGAUGCUGUGGAUGACAUGUACUUUGGCUGCAACGAGACAAUGGCAAAAAUGGUCAAGGACAAAUACUUUCAAAAGGAGAACAAGGGAAUAUUUAAAGACGUCUGGAAAAAGGCAGAAAGCUGUGCCAAUCGUAAUCUCAAAAAUAAAGACACAGGGGAUGAGGCUUUAACUAAAGAGCACAUGCAGGCAAUCUGUGUUUAUACAUCUGGUUAUAAAGGGUUUUAUCAGAUGUUCAAUGAUGCAGUCCGGACCAACAGAAAAGUCUAUGGCACCUCCUUUCCAUUUCACUCCUUACAAUUCUGGCUGACAUCGGCUGUAAAGAUUCUCAGUGAAAAUAAUAACUGUCACAUUACGUACCGCAGAAGCAAAGUUGUGUUUACUGGCAAUGUCAACCAAAUGAUUCGGUUUGGUUCCUUUACCUCCAGCUCUAAAGAUCCAGCACUGUCCCAAUUUGGUUGGAAGACCUGCUUUAAAAUUACGACCUGUUCAGGUGCUUACCUGAAAAAAUAUCCACACUUAGGAAAGAAAGAGGAAGAGGUGGUCAUCCCCCCCUAUGAGAUUUUCAAGAUAACUGGGAUAAAGAAGGAUGCAUCUGUAAAAGGUCUAGAAGACUGUGAGGUUGUGUAUAUCCUGCAAAGUGUAGGGCUUCAAAGCAAUUUAAACUGCAUGCUGUGUACCAAAUUAAAGACCAAAGGUUUCUUUAACUUUAAGUAAAAGUAAAAGUCCACAUAACCCUUCUAAAAUCCGAGCUCAUUACAAUAUAUUGGUACAUUCUCCUCAAUCCCUAAAUUCAGGCUUGGAGGCUCUUUGAUUAUUGUGGACUCAAGUUUUCAUACUUCCCCAGCAUACUGUGCAACAACUUUUUACAGUUUCUAAAAGGCUUUUUUUUAUGUGUUCUUGCAUUUAUCAGCAUUUCUAUGUGAAACAAAUAUUUGUUUUUUCUGAAUGAAAUAAAUACAUUUU